This is a messenger RNA of Venturia canescens, 4947 nucleotides long. RefSeq names its product mucin-12-like. The transcript has a single exon. NCBI's taxonomy places the organism in Eukaryota, Metazoa, Arthropoda, Insecta, Hymenoptera, Ichneumonidae. The coding region runs from base 1 to 4689 and encodes 1562 amino acids. The record is from RefSeq and is a predicted model, not a curated record.
AUGGUUGCGGCGCGAUUUGUCAAGUGUAAGGACUUUCGAAUGGGAUCGUUCGUAGGAUUGACGAUCGUGCUGUUGCUAGCGGAAUGUCGGGGAGAUUACAUGAUGGGUGGACAUUUGGAUAACAAGGAGGACCAAGGGACGAUGGAGCACCGCAGCGGUGGAGACGAGUUGAUAGCGAGUGAGUCCGAAUUGCGGAGGCCGAGUCUGGAGGAGGUGGAUCACGAGUUCGAUCUCGAGCUGGAUCUUUUCGGGGAGCAGAGCGGAGCCGACCCGACUCGAAUAAGCAUAGUGAACAGCAGCAGCGGAAGCUCGUCUGCGGGAGAGGAAGCAACGACGAACGAGGAUCCGUCGACGGGUCCGAGGUACCGCGUUCUUCCCUACGCUUUCAACGGGGGCCACCCAUUUUCUCUGGAGAAGGAUCCGAUUACCGGACAAAUUGACUUCGAAAAGGCUCCGCCUUUGAAAGCCCUCGAGUAUCACGUGAAAACGCCGCCCCGGACGGAGGAGCCCGAGGCUGAGAGGGAGGGCGAGAGUUCGAGCGUCGAUUCGUCGAGCCAUCGACAGGAGGACGAGGAGAGCGGAGCCCUCGGACCUAACGAGAUAAAUCCUUACUCGCCGAGUUUCCACGAUUUCCUCAACUUGCCAGUCCGCUAUACCUACGACAAGUACAAAAAUUCUGAAAAGUAUCCACUCAUAUCGAAUUCUUACGCGAACACCAAAGUUCAAAGCGGCUCGAACAGCUACAACACUUACAAUCACAAAAAGUAUCACGAAGCUGUUAAAUCCGGCGUCGACGUGCAAACCCUGUACGUACAACCGUCGAGGAAGACUUACGCCCAGUCGAUCACAAAAACGAGCACGACACAGACGAUCAGCACGAAAGCCGCGACGACCACGACGACCGCGAGGCCGAACACGACGAAUAAAAUGACAACGACCUCGAGCACCACUACGAGCACGACUCCAGCACCCCCGAGCACCGCGACAACGAAACGCUCGCGCUAUCCAGCCGUCACUACCUGGAAACCUCAACGAAAACCGAGCGGCCCGAGCGUUUACGGUACGUACGAUGACUACGAGGGCACCUUGCCCAUCGAGAGACUCCAACAGAACAAUCCCGAGAAAGAACAAACGACGACGACCGCGACGACAGAAAAAUCGCGUUACCAGACACCGCCACCGCGACCAAAAACCGAGCAGAAAAAACCGGAGCCUGAGAUGGAGAAAAACGAUGAGUACGAGGAAGGCUACGACGAGGAUUACGACCGAAUUUUACAAAUUUCGGAUCAACCGAACCAGCCCGGUGACAACGAUCGUUUGAACGACUCUCAGGAUGAUUAUUCUUAUGGGAUUAUGGAUUUUGUUGGGGGAUUGAGACCUUCGACAGAGCCGCCGACGAGCACGAGUCCUCCGAGCAGCACAACGACGCAGCAGAGUUCCGGAUACCCGAGCGAAACGACCACGAGCACAACCUCGAUCCCAGUGACGACGAGCGACGUCUCAACGACUCUGGUCCCGAGGGACGAUGAAAAUCGUACGACGACGAAAGCUUCGGAGGAAAAGAGGGUUACGUCGAUGCCGCUCGACACGAUUGGCUACAACGAGAAUUACCGAGUUCCGAAUUAUGGCAACGGCGGAGGGAUCAUCGGUACUAUCGAUAAUUCCAUUCCCAAUAACAAUCUUCAUUAUCAACAAAAUCGACCAUCCAGCAAUGAUAAAUAUUAUCCGAGACCACCGCUUGGAAUGCCAUCCGGUGGAAUCGUGGUGAAAAGCACCAGCAACGUCGUCGUGCCUCCGGGCCAGGACACGGUUUCCUUCGUCCUGGGUAACCGUCAAAGUGUCGGAAGCGUGAGCGACGCCGGUGCCGAUUUUUACGGCGUUCAUUCGCCAGGUCCGACGAACGAGAGGCCGAGCGUCACCUUCGGCAAAAUCGGCAGUUCUCGGCCGGUCGACAAUUUCGGAGGUUCGAUGAUCGUGUCCGCUGGAAUCGGCGUUGGCUCCAAUCCCAUUGGCCCUUACCAUCAACGACCUUCGACGAGUGGCAGCAGCUUCGAUCACACGGUUGUGACCGUCGGGAUGCCGACCGUCGACAUCGUCAAUCCGGGCGAAUCGGGCUCCAACAAAAAGCCGGACUCGACGAGCAACGCUUUGGACACUUUGGCUCAGCAGUGGUGGGCCUCGACGAGCUCAUCUGCAAAUAAUAAUCAACAAUCGGUAUCAGAAGCCUCUCAAGACCCGACGAAUCAACAGUUUGGUUACAGAGUCGUCUUUCCUGACGAAUCGAGUCAAAGCUCCGGUUUAACGGGCAAUGAAAAUUCUUCGGGGACUCAGAGGCCCGUCGAGGAGCACGUGAUCGUUGUUCACGAGUCGGAGAUCGGUAACGGAAACACUCUUCAUCUCGAUUUGUCUUCUCAAUCUACUCCCAGCCCAACGACUAAUUACCAUCACGAAACGACGACUCAGCAGCAUCUACCGGUGAAUCCGGACGAAAAAUUGUUGCCAGAAUUGUCUGAGAGUUUGACUCCACCGGCGGAGAGGCCGAAUAUACUGCCAUCGGGUAUUCAACGCCCUCCUUCGUAUAAUUACUACCACCAUUCGUCCUAUCCCCCGGGUAAUUCGAGGCCGAACGAUUACAGAGGCCCUGGGAGAUUGCCAACGCCUCCGAGCAACAAUUACAAGCGAAGACCCACCGCGAGCAUCGAGUCUAAUCUGCCAAAUAUUUUGCCCCAAUUUCGGCCAAACGCUAAAACCUCCCACGGGCAUAACCGAGGCGAAACCAUAGGAACGAUUCCUGCAGGCUCGGUGCCUCCUUACGUCAAUUCGAGAAUUCGCAGGCCACCGGGCCACGUCCAUCAUCAUCAUCCACCUCCUCAUCGUCACGCGACGUCGCGAAGGCCAAGCGGUCCCCCGCAUCUUCAACGUUUGAAUCCACCGCCCCUGCCACCGCCGCCGCCACCGAUUUCGUCCUUGAGGUUACCGACGCCGGCCUCGUUGAUCGCUUCCCCGAAUCUUGGUCAUAGCCAGCACGAUUCUGUAAAUAAAAAUAGCGACAGCAUUAGACUUGGUGGCCCGAACAGAUUGCACAAGGUUUCCCUGGGAGCUCCGCCGAGUUUAUCGAUAGACGAGCGUCACCAUCAACCGAGCGGUUUCGUCAACACUCAGCCGGUAAAAUCGCGCCUGGAGGACGACACCCUCGAGAGAUUCUCGGCCGAGCCUCCCGUCAGACUUCCCUACUUCACGAAACGCACGACAAGCGGCGAAUCCGACGGCAUUCCUCGAAUAGCGACUCUGCAGAUGAUCCAGCAACACUCCGGACCCCGGGACGAUGACGAGGUCAGACCGAAUUUGCCUCCGCCUUACAGAUUCAACGACGAGCCCUCGCUGGGUCUGCUCAGCAACGAGAAAGGCGAAGGAAACGUGGAAAAUUCAUCGGGAGUUAAAACCGAUCGACGCGGGGAUGUGAACGAAGAAAAAUCGCAAGUUUCUCAACAAGGAAACGAAGCUACCCGCGCUGAUUACGUCGACACAGUUGACUCCCCCGUUUACGUUGUUUAUCCUGUCAAAGGAGCUUUGGAUAUUCGACCAACCAGCAACGACGACGGGGACCAGGACGACGGGAGUGUAGUCCUCGGUACAUAUGGCUCGCAACGUCCCCUUCCACCGGACACUCUUCUCAAAGACUCGGAAGAUAACGACCCCGGCGAGAGUCCGUUCGGAGCUCCCACGAUCGUUAACGUUUCGCCAUCCUUCACAGAGACCUCGGGACCGCAGUUGGCCUCCGAUUUUCCAUAUCCUCUCGAGAGGCCCGAUCCCUCGAUGUUCACAAGUCAAUUGCGAGAAAAGCCUUCGCUCGUGCCAACCGAACAGCAGAACAAUGGUGAGAGAUUGGAGAUCGGUGUGAACGAGGAGAAAAUAAGCGAGGAAAAAAGUAGCGAGACCGAGGGCGUUCGAGACAUUGAGAGAGACGCGAGCGUCAACGUCAUUCCGUAUCUUCAAGAUCAUGUGCCUUUCACGCUGAAAGAAAACGCCGGAGUUAUUUCGGCGACUCUUCAUCGUCUGGGCUCCAGUGCCUCGAUCGUUGCAGCUUCCUCGACUCCGAUAGCUUACGUUUACACACCGACGACCCGAGCUCCGGUGAGAAGACACGAGGAUCCUUACGUCCAAGGAAGUUUCGAGCGUGGUCCAGUUCUAUUGCCAUCCCAGCAGCCGUCCAGUUCCUCGAGCUCAGCGCCUUCUCCUCAGAGUUUCAUGGCCCCGUUCGUUGCGAGCGCCAGUGCAGAAGCGCCCUCGAAAAACGGCUGGAGCGUCGUGAUGCCGGGUCAAUCAGCCGGCGAAGAUUCGAGCAUGGAUCGACGUCGCCACGAUCCACCGAGCCAGAAAAACGAUAAAUCGACGAGCAGCGAGGAAGAAAAGCCUGCCGAAGUUAACACGGAAUCCAAGAUCAAGGAUGAGGACAAUAAACGAGUGAAAGAUGAUUAUAAAGCUGUGGAACCUUCUCAAACGGAAGAGACCGACUCGCAAACCGAAAAGAGCGAAUUUGACGUUGAAAACUUCACGCCGCAACUGUUCGGAGGGUUCAAGCCCAUUUUUGAAUUCCCAUCUGACAGCGACACCGAGCCAAACAUCGGUGACAAGGUCACCGACGACUCUGGAUCUAUGAUCGAACGGCCACGAUCCGAGACCGGUUGAACAUCAAUCUUCAAGUUAUUUCACCGAGCUCGAGACUGCCUGGAUGGAAGAAACGAUACGAUUUAGCGAGCACGAUAUUCGGGUGGGACGAAGGGAGAGAGAGAGGCAAAAAGAGGCUGAAAUUUAGCAGCUCUGGAACAAAUAUUCCCUCCAUAAAAAACUGACUUAGAAAACUUACGUAUUCCAGAGAAAUCUUCUUUCUCUCUCUCUCUCUCUUGGUCUCGCACCUCACCGGUAACGAUUUUGUUGCGGGGAAAU